AUGACGUCGUACAGAAUGGACAAAAAUGGAAGGAAAUAUUGUGGUGAAGAAUAUGUUCAAGCAGUUUUUUCAACCACCGAAGGAAACCCUGAUAACAUGUCUAUUUGUAUCAACGACGACGAUGAAGAUGAAGGAGAACACCGAACCUGUCUGAGGAGAAAUGCUCUACUAAUACUGGUGGUUAUUGGUGUUGCCACAGGGUUCGGACUUGGGUUCGGACUCAGAUCAGCAGACUUAUCAGCCGACGCUCUAAUGUGGCUUGGUUUACCAGGAGAAAUGUUCAUGAACAUGCUUAAAAUGACCAUAAUACCUCUCAUCGCAGGCAGCAUUAUAGCAGGUACAGCAACAUCUGAUCCCAAAUCUAACGGUCGAAUCAGCAUCCUCUCUAUAACUUUCAUCGUGAUGGCCAACUUGUUUGGUGCUAUUAUGGGAAUCUUGGCCUACUUCAUUUUAAGUUUGGGUGGCGACACUACCAGCCCAAAUGUCCACAGUAGGUCCAGUCCAGAUUCUCAACACCUACAAACACAGGAUAUGUUCGCCGACUUACUACGAAAUAUUAUACCGGAUAAUAUCAUUACUACGACCUUUCAAAAAGCCCAGACCCGAUACACUAGUACAGUCUCUGUGGCGGAAAAUAACGGGACAAACGUCACAGUACAGGUCUUUGUUCGCCAUGUGGGAGUGGCCAACAGCACAAAUGUAUUAGGAGUGAUCCUGAUCUCGGCUGUGGUUGGGUUGGCCGCCAGCACCGUAAAGGAAUCAUCCACCAACUUUGUUCCAUUCUUCCAGGCCACAUCCAAUAUCUUCAUCCGAAUCAUGAGAUGGUUUGUUUGGUCGACCCCUGUGGGCGUGGCCAGUCUGAUUUGUGUAUCUGUACUCCGGGUGGAGAGCUUGGAGGACACGUUUAGAAGCCUUGGCAUGUACCUCAUCACUUUCACAGUUGGGAACCUCAUACAACAGCUCUUGCUCAUACCUUCCAUCUACUUCUUGGCAAUACGGAAGAACCCUUUCACAUUCCUCCUGAGUACAGCACGGCCCUGGAUGGCAGUAUUCGGUCCUCCUAGCUCUAUGGUGGGUAUGCCUGAAAUGAUCACAGUCUGCGAGGAAACCCAUCACGUUGACAAACGAGUGUCCAGCUUUGCCAUUCCAUUCAGCGUCACACUGUGUAGAGCCGGAAGCUGUUAUUUCAUCAGCCUUUCUGCAUUGUUUAUCAUCUCUAUGAACGGGCAAUAUCCUUCCGUCUCUGAAGUCAUAAUGAUUGGUCAGUCUGUGGGAGUAUUGAUGGCAUUGGAAUGGUACACAGAUCGGAUGCGGACGUCAUGUAAUAUGUUACAUAUGGUAACGUGUACUAUCGUGGUGGACAAACUGUGUGCUCCACAGCUACGGGGGCUUAAAUCGAUCAGGAAGGAUGAUGUUGAUGAGACAGGACGUGCAUAA
Messenger RNA from Ylistrum balloti, 1437 nucleotides. Its product is annotated as excitatory amino acid transporter-like. Bases 1 to 1437 code for a protein of 478 amino acids. Gene Ontology annotation, biological process: L-glutamate transmembrane transport. Gene Ontology annotation, molecular function: L-glutamate transmembrane transporter activity; glutamate:sodium symporter activity; neutral L-amino acid transmembrane transporter activity. The record is from RefSeq and is a predicted model, not a curated record. Gene Ontology annotation, cellular component: plasma membrane. The transcript has 12 exons. NCBI's taxonomy places the organism in Eukaryota, Metazoa, Mollusca, Bivalvia, Pectinida, Pectinidae.